AUGAGCAUCGAUCACUUCAUUUGUCCCACGGUGUUUAUUCGAUCCAUUGAUCGGCAUACCACAAAUGAGGAUUCCAGUCCCAUUAGCUGGUCUGACCAACAACUAAAUAUAUUAGAGGGUAUAGCUGAACAUAUUAAUCCGGAAGAUCAUCAGUUCAGCGUGAGUUUCAAUUUCACAGAACUAAGCAAGUCGUGGCAGAUAAGCAAGGAUUACAUUUAUGACAAGAUUAUUGAACUAUAUUACAUCAGGAGUACUUCACCGAACGACUUUAAUGUCGAAAAUUCUUGUAGUAGGAAGAAACAAACUUCGGCCAAUUUGUCAACUGACAAGGAGCAUGAAAAAUCUCAUCCUAUUCAUGAGCUGGAGCUGCUAAAGAUCAAUCCCUUAAAUUUGGACCACAGCCACACAGUCGAAUUCCACUAUAGGAAAUCCUCGUUUCCGGUGCAAAACCCUUCUCUGGGUGUUCGAUCAAUGAGAUUUGGUCCGUUAGAUGCAGACAAUUCGAGUACUGGUUCAAGUGAUGAAAGUGCUGCAAACAUGGCAGAAACUUCAGCUUAUCUCUUUCGAUCAAAAUUCAUACAUCGUGAAACUCCAUAUCAAAUAAAUCAAGCUGGUUACGACUUAGAGCAAGAAUACAAUGACAGCGACUGUCUAUUGGCGGGGACAACCGAGAGCUUGACAAAAUCACUAUUAGAGCAAGAGCUUCUGGAUCGCAUUUAA
Messenger RNA from Ogataea angusta, 720 nucleotides. RefSeq lists its product as uncharacterized. Lineage: Eukaryota; Fungi; Ascomycota; Pichiomycetes; Pichiales; Pichiaceae. The record is from RefSeq and is a predicted model, not a curated record. Bases 1 to 720 code for a protein of 239 amino acids. The transcript has a single exon.